AUGUCGUGGCGCAAGCAGGCGAAGCCGCAGCACAUCCACGCCGAGGAGGAGGCGGUUCGGGCCGCAGAGGCGCCAGCGGCGGGGGAGCCGGGUGCUGCAGCGAGCUACGCGGGGACCGGCGAGGACACGAGCGGGGACAGGGCGGCCGUGAAGAGGCCGCGCCAGGAGACGCACAUCUGCGAGAAAUGCUGCGGGGAGUUCUUCAGCGUUGCCGAGUUCUUAGAACAUAAGAAAAAUUGCACUAAACACCCACCUGUCCUCAUCAUGAACGACAGCGAGGGGCCGGUGCCUUCCGAAGACUUCCCCGGGGCCGGGCUGAGCCACCCGCCGCGCAGCCCCAGCAUUAAGGAAGGUCACAGGGAGGAUGGCAGCAGCUCGGGGGACAUGAAGGAGAAGCCAGGGGCGGAGCCCGUCUUGUACCUGAAGACGGAGACCGCCCUGCCGCCCACAGCCCAGGACUUGAGCUAUUUACCCAAAGGCAAAGUGGCCAACACCAACGUCACUCUGCAGGCACUGCGGGGCACCAAGGUGGCCGUGAACCAGCGGAGCGCAGACGCGCUGCCCGCCCCCCUGCCCGGCGCCGGCAGCCUCCCGUGGGUGCUGGAGCAGAUCCUGUGCCUGCAGCAGCAGCUGCUGCAGCAGAUCCAGCUCACCGAGCAGAUCCGCGUCCAGGUGAGCAUGUGGGCGGCCCAAGCCCUGCACUCCGGCGCCGCGGGGGCCGACGCCCUGAAGACCCUGGGCGGCCACGUGUCCCAGCAGGUGUCCGCAGCCGUGGCUUUGCUCAGCCAGAAAGCGGGGAGCCAGGGUCUGUCCCUGAACACCUUGAAACAAGCCAAGCUACCUCAUACCGGCAUCCCCUCCGCCACCAGCUCCGUGUCCCUGGGGCUGCUGUCCUUCGCCCUGCGGCCAGAUGGAACCAGGGUGCUCCCGAACCGCAUCCCAGGUGCUCUGCUCCCCUCGACCCCCAGCUCUGUGCUCUUCCAGAGCCCCUUCUCCGCGGUGGCGCUAGACCCGUCCAAGAAAGGGAAGGGGAAGCCACCCAACGUGUCCCCGGUGGAUGUCAAACCCAAAGACGAGGCCACCCUCUACAGGCACAAGUGUAAGUACUGUAGCAAGGUUUUUGGGACUGAUAGCUCCUUGCAGAUCCACCUCCGCUCCCAUACCGAAGAGAGACCCUUCGUGUGCUCUGUCUGUGGCCACCGGUUCACCACCAAGGGCAACCUCAAGGUACACUUCCAUCGACACCCCCAGGUGAAGGCGAACCCCCAGCUGUUUGCCGAGUUCCACGACAAAAUGGCAGCCGGCAAUGGCAUUCCCUGUGCACUCUCCGUACCUGUCCCCGUAGACGAAUCAAGUCUCUCUCUGGACAGCAAGCCUGUCCUGGUCACAGGGACCCCCAGUGCAGGUCUACCUCAGAACCUCUCUGCGGGGGCUAACCCCAAGGACCUCGUGGGUGGCCCCCUGGUCCCCGACCUGCAGCCUGGGCCUUCUCCGGAAAGUGAGGAUGGAUCCCUGCUCUCUGGGGUGGGGCCCAACCAUAACUCCCCCAGGGUUGGUGGCUUCCAAGGGAUAGGGACGCCCGAGCCCGGGUCAGAGACCAUGAAGUUGCAGCAGCUGGUCGAGAACAUUGACAAGGCCACCACCGACCCCAACGAGUGUCUCAUUUGCCACCGGGUCUGAAGCUGCCAGAGUUCCCUCAAAAUGCAUUACCGCACCCACACCGGGGAGAGGCCCUUCCGCUGCAAGAUCUGUGACCGACCUUUCUCCACCAAGGGCAACCUGAAGACACACUUCGGGGUGCACCACACCAACACGUCCAUAAAGACGCAGCAUUCGUGCCCCAUCUGCCAGAAGAAGUUCACCGAUGCAGUAAUGUUGCAGCAGCACAUCCGGAUGCACAUGGGUGGUCAGAUCCCCAACACGCCCCUGCCGGAGAGUCCCUGUGACUUGGUGGGCCCCGAGCUGGUGAUGGUGGGGGAGAACGGUGGCACGGGCGCCGUCUGUCACGACGACAUUGUCGAAAGCAUCGAUGUGGAUGAAGUCGGCGCCCAGGAUGCUUCCAGCAGCUCCUCGAAGGUGCCCAUGCCUCUUUCCGGCAUCCACCUGGCAUCGCCCACGGCGGGGUUCACCCUGGUGGCCCCCCUGGAGGCCUCGGGGAAGGCGGGCCCCGCUCCCGGGGUCCUGCAGCGGCAGAGCAGCAGAGAGAAUGGCUCGGUGGAGAGCGACGGCCUGAUCAACGACUCCUCGUCCUCCGUGAUGGGGGACCAGAAGUAUCAAAGCCGCAGUCCAGACAUCCUGGAGGCCCCCUCCUUUCAGGCCCUCUCCCCGGCCAACAGCCAAGCAGAAAGCAUCAAGUCCAAGUCUCCCGAGGUCGGUGGCAAAGCAGACGGCUCGGACAGCAGCCGCCCUGAGAUGGAAGGUCGGAGCAGCCUCCCGUCAACAUUUGUCCGAGCCCAGCCGAUGACCUUUGUCAAAGUCGAAGUUCCUGGUGCGUUUGGGCCCGCAGCCAUGUCCCCAGGCAUGGCGCCUCUGCUGGCGGUCCAGCCACGCCGCCAGGGCAAGCAGUACGCCUGCACACGGUGCGGGAAGAACUUCUCGUUGGCCAGCGCCCUCCAGAUUCACCAGCGGACGCACACCGGGGAGAAGCCCUUCGUGUGUAACAUCUGUGGGCGAGCUUUCACCACCAAAGGCAACUUGAAGGUUCACUACAUGACCCACGGCGCCAACAACAGCUCCGCGCGCCGCGGGAGGAAGCUGGCCAUCGAGAACACCAUGGCCCUCCUGGGAACAGACACGAAGAGGGUCCCCGAGGUGUUUCCCAAGGAGAUCAUGGCCCCUUCCGUGAACAUGGACCCCGUCGUGUGGAACCAGUACACCACCAUGCUCAACGGCGGCCUGGCCAUGAGGACCAACGAGAUCUUGGUGAUCCAGGGCCAAGGCAUCCCCACCCUCCCGGUGCCCCUGGGCGCCAGCUGCGUGCUCACCAGCCCCACCGUCUCCAAGAUCGAUGGCUCCCAGUCGGGCAGCAGCGGCGACGGGGAGAAGCGGGCUGCCGAAGGUGUCCCCAAACACCAGUUCCCUCACUUCCUGGAGGAAAACAAGAUUGCGGUCAGCUAA
Pipistrellus kuhlii (Kuhl's pipistrelle) is the source of this 3117-nucleotide messenger RNA. Its product is annotated as sal-like protein 4. Gene Ontology annotation, biological process: regulation of transcription by RNA polymerase II. The record is from RefSeq and is a predicted model, not a curated record. Gene Ontology annotation, cellular component: nucleus. Gene Ontology annotation, molecular function: DNA-binding transcription factor activity, RNA polymerase II-specific; RNA polymerase II cis-regulatory region sequence-specific DNA binding. NCBI's taxonomy places the organism in Eukaryota, Metazoa, Chordata, Mammalia, Chiroptera, Vespertilionidae.